Telopea speciosissima is the source of this 1163-nucleotide messenger RNA. RefSeq names its product probable serine/threonine-protein kinase fhkB. NCBI's taxonomy places the organism in Eukaryota, Viridiplantae, Streptophyta, Magnoliopsida, Proteales, Proteaceae. The record is from RefSeq and is a predicted model, not a curated record. The transcript has 4 exons. Bases 93 to 1163 code for a protein of 356 amino acids. Gene Ontology annotation, biological process: male meiosis II.
CUCAUUCUUGAAGCCAUGAGAAUCCUCUGACUGAUCUUCCUUUCAAGGAGACAGAUUAGGUUCUGAAACCUAGCAGAUCGAAACCUCUUCUAAUGGGGUGCUUUCUUGCUUGUUUUGGUUCCUCCAAGGACAGGAAUCGAAAGCGCCGCCAUAGACACAAAAUCCUCCCUGGAGAUCCGAGACAUGGAAGCUAUGAACCUCUGAAACCAGCUCUCUCUUUGAACCAAGAAAGCAAGGAAACACUCAUUAGCUCCGUCUUGGAACAGAGGAAUAUUAAGCCUGAAGAACAAUUGAGCUUCAGCACAAGAAAGAAAGUCACCUUCGAUUUGAAUGUGAAAACCUACGAGAACAUAUCAGCACCUGAAACCACAAAUUAUUCAUGGGAGAACGAUGAAGAGAUAGAAAGGUGUAAGCAAGAAGAAAAAAGGGCAAAACUAAGCCUACUACCAGCCUCUGAGGAUGAUUCUGUUACAUCGAGCUUGGGAUCUUACCCCCCAAACCACAGAUACCAAAAUUGCUGGGACAGCAACGAUGAGGAGGAAAAUAUAGACUUUAGUGAAAGCGAUCUGGACGAUGAUGAUGACGACGAUGAAGACGAUGGAUACUAUGAUGAGGAAGAUGAUGAACCAAGAGAAUACAAAGCAGAUUCUUCCGAAUCGUCUCUCUCUUCACCAAUUGAGUCACAGACACAGGGUCGUGCUACUCCACUCAACGAUAAGGAAGUUGACAGGUCCAUGCCGAUCUGUGGUUCACCUGAAGGGGAACUGAAAACACUACCGUUGAACCAGAAUGCUCGAGAUAGGAGCAAAUAUGUUCACUCGGUAUUGAACCCAGUUGAGAAUCUGUCACAGUGGAAAGCUGUCAAGGCGAAACCAAGAGCAGCAACAGCCCAAUUACAGAAUCAGAAGGAAAAUGGCAACUUUGAGCAGGAAACACAGAUACCCUUCAACCCAGAGCUAACUUUCAAGCUAUCACUUUUGCAAUCCAGCCAAAGCUUCAAUCAGUUUAGGCCUAAAAAGCAAGAAACCGCCGUUGAUGCCAGCCUUUCAAACUGGUUGGUGAAUGCUGAAACAACACCUGCCAUGGAUUUGAACUCUAGUUCUUCGUGCAAAGGAAUACCUAAUACUGCUACCAGCAAAUACAGAGAGGUAUCAGUGAAGUAA